UCGAAUCAAUCGAUUCGAUGACAUCCUCGAUCAAUAGUUUCAUUGACCGAUUGAUUGAUUGAUUGAUUGGUUGAUCAGACCAAAGACAAGAAAAAAAAAAAACCGGGUGGAGGUGGGGGAGGAGGAAGAAGAAGAGGGCGAGGAGGAGGAGGAGGAACAGUAAGAGGAGAAGGACGGCGGGGAGGAGUAUGAGGAUGAUGAAGAAAAAGGAGGGGGAAGAAGAGGUGGAGGAACAGGAGACUGCAGCGACGGAGGAGGAGGGAGAGGAGGAGGAACAAGAAGACGAAGAGGAGGAGGAGAAGCAAGAAGAAGAAGAGGAGGAGGAGAGUGAGGAGGAGAAUGACGAUGCGCAGAAGGAAGAGUACCAAACGGACGAUGAGAAGGAGGAGGCCACGGCGAUGGAAGAGGAGGAGGAGGAGGAGGAGGAGGAGGAGGAAGUAGAGGAGAAAGAAGUAGAAGAGGAGGAGGAGGACGACGAGGAGAGGAAAGAGGAGCAAGAAGAAAAAGAGGAGGAAGAGGAAGAGGAGGGGGAGGAGGAGGAGGAGGAGGAAGAAGAGGAGGAGGAGGAAGAGGAGGAGGAGGAAGAGGACGAGGAGGAAGACGACGACGGCGACGAGGAGGAAGAAGAAGAAGAGGAGGAGGAGGAGGAAAACAAGGAGGAGGAGGAGGAAAAUGAGGAGGAGGAGGUGGAGGAGGUGGAGGAGGAGGAGGUGGAAGAAGAGGAGGAGGAAGAGGAGGAGGAGGAAGAGGAGGAGGAGGAGAACGACGACGACGAGGAGGACGACAACGAGAGGAUGACGACGAGGAGGAAGAAGAAGAGGAGGAGGAGGAGGAGAACAAGGACGAGGACGAGGAGGAGGAGGAGGAGGAGAAGGAGGAGGAAGAGGAGGAGGACGAAGAGGAGGAGGAGGAAGAAGAGGAGGAGGUGGAAGGGGAGAAGGACAAAGAGGAGGAGGAGGAGAAGGAGGAGGCGGAAGAAUAGGAUAAGGAGGAAAAGGAGGAGGAGACGGAGAAGGAGGAGGAGGAGGAGGAGGUGGACGAAGGGAAGUUGGCUCACCUGGCGUGGGCUGGCGAUGGCGCAUGGGGUUGCGGUCGUCGACAUCGGAGGCAUUAGUGCGUCCUCAUCACCAGGGGAUCAUGGAGACAGGGACGAGCGAUGCACGCCCCCCUUGUCGGGUGAUAUGCGGCCUCAACAUGGUCCAACUCCCCUGUUGCAAGGCGGGGGAGAAGAAUCACGUCUGGCGGUAGUGAAUGUUCGCGGAGGACAAGAAGAACGGGUGGUGGAGAGUGCCAAUGACGUGGACAUAGGUGACGAGGCUACACAGGUGGAGGGAGGCAGUGCACCUGCGAAGAGGAGAACUUGGCCAUGGCCGCUGAAGGAGCACCUCAAUCUGGCGAGGUUCAUGAAGCAGGAUGGUGCGAUAAUGACAAUGGUGUUUGGUCGACUGAAGCACGUGAGAAGGGAGGGAAUCCCCACGAAGUUCGAGCAGCCGUUGUGGGAGGAGAUGGAGUGGGCACAUCGAAAACCGUUUGGCGCCUGUGACAACACCGAGGCAUCGUUAAACUUGCAGGGUGCUGAAAGCGGUGUUUCCGAUAAGGAAACACCCCCUGGCCAUGACUCUUUAGAAGGCGGUAGCCGAAGUGGUGCGAGUACAAAAGAAUUGGACGGCUUGUGGAAGAAACGGUGUGGGCCAACGGGAAAAGAGUGCGUUGAUGACCGCCCACCCGUGCUCACUAUGGAGAGGGCUCUGCUCAAAUCCAGCAUCAUGAUGGCGGUACAUGAAGGGAUGGAAAAGGCGACAGGUACUCUUGCCCAGGCAAGUACAGAGCGUGCAAAGCCGGUGGUGACCCAGGUCGGCGUUGUGGCAAGUGCCAUAAAGGAGGGAAACGUUGUGCUGAAGUUGUUGGUCGGCGUCAUGGCUGACCGCCGAGGAGCGGGGACCAGAAUGCGGGGAGGAGACCAUGGGGACACCAGCCCCUCCAACUGCUGAAAUGUGUGUGCAUGACGACAACAUCACAUGCUAGACAAAAUAAUUGGUCGAAGAUAUAAAAUACAAACAAAGAUUUAAAAACAAAAACACAAAACAAGA
Molecule: messenger RNA, 2090 nt
Organism: Chara braunii
Lineage: Eukaryota; Viridiplantae; Streptophyta; Charophyceae; Charales; Characeae
Source: the annotation of a GenBank genome assembly